CUAGCUCCCGCGGGCUCCUAGUCCUCAGGGCGCUCUGGGGCGGGCUCCUCGUCUGCCCCGGGCUCGGGCCGGGCCGCAGAUCCCGGGAGCGCUUUCGGAGCCCCGGCGCCGGCCGGGCGGACGCCGCUGCCCUCAUGGCGGCCAUCACAGCGCUGCAGCAGUGGUGCCGGCAGCAGUGCGAGGGCUACCGGGACGUGAGCAUCACCAACAUGACCACGUCGUUCCGCGACGGCCUGGCCUUCUGCGCCAUCCUGCACCGCCACCGGCCCGACCUCAUAAACUUCGAUGCCCUCAGGAAGGAAAACAUUUACGAGAACAACAAACUGGCCUUCCGUGUGGCUGAGGAGCAGCUGGGCAUCCCGGCCUUGCUGGACGCCGAGGACAUGGUGGCCCUGAAGGUGCCCGACCGGCUGAGCAUCCUGACCUACGUGUCCCAGUACUACAACUACUUCCACGGGCGCUGCCCCAUUGGGGGCAUGGCCGGUGUGAAGAGGCCCCUGUCGGACGCCAGUGAGGAACCGUCUGGAAAGAAGGCCCCGUCCCAAGCUGCCAGGCCCUCGCCCCCCCCAGCCCGGGGGCGGCCGCUGUCUCCAGUCAGCACAAACCCCACCAUCCAGCAGAAGGCUGGCCAGGCUGCGGGGGGCUCCGUCAGCAGCACCUGCGGCGUCUGCGGGCAGCACGUGCACCUGGUGCAGCGGCACCUGGCAGGCGGGAGGCUGUACCACCGGAGCUGCUUCAGGUGUAAGCAGCGCUCCGACACGCCGCACUCGGGCGCCUACGAGGCCACAGCAGAGCCCGGCGUCUCCGUCUGCCCCGGCCACCACCCUGGAACCGCCUCUGCCGGCCCCGCGUUGCCGGGCUUGACCCCCAGGCUGCCUGGAGCCCAGUCCGUGGACUCCCCGCGGAAGGCCCAGGGGGCGAGCGGGCAGGGAGACGCGGGGCCAAAGGCCGGGCCGCCCGCGUGGGAGCCCGCGGUGGGCAGCCCGACUGCCAAAGGCUCCGCCCCGGCUGCAGCUGACCCUUCGGCCACCGCCUGCUCCCACGUCCACGCGGGGGGCCCGGCCGGGGCCGGGCUCUCGGUGGGCCCCGUGGGCGGCAAGGCCAGCGCCCACGCGGCCAACAGCUCUCCGACGGGGUGGUCGUCGCCGGCAGGCAGCCCUCGUUCCGCCGCGACCCCGUGUUCCCGGGACUCUCGCCCGGCCGCACCCCAAGGCCGGGUAGCCCCCCGAGGGGCAGCCCCUCAGCCCAAGCUCAGCUCAAGGCCAGCGUCUCCGGUGCCAGCGAGCGCCCCGGCCUGGACCCCAUCGUCCUCCAGGACGCAGCAGCAGGCCCGGGAGAGGUUCUUCCAGACGCCCGGGGCCGCCCCCCGCCCUGGCCCGGCGGGCGGGGCCCCAGCUGCGGCGGACGCUCCUCCCAGGGCUGGCAGCAGGGAGCAGGCGCUGAGCUUCCUCCGGAGGGCCCUCCCCGAGCUGGGAGCGGCUGGCGCUCAGGCACCAGGCAGGCCCUCCCCCGCCACCGGCCCUGCUCCCGGUUCCCACGCCGGAUCCGAAGGGCCAGCAGCGAGUCCGUCAGCCAAGCGGUCGCCGUCGGCGUCUCUGCAGGCCCUCAGCCCCGCUGCGAGGACCGCGCCACCCCGGGCAGGCAGGAGAGGAUCGGCUGCACCCUCAGGGGCCGUCGGGGCGGGUGCGGGCUCCAGGCCGGAGCCACAGGCCCCGCGGGCCGAGGGCUCGAGUGCCGGCCCCCAGGAGGGCCAGGAGGACGGGCCGGCAGGAUGGAGGGCCCGCCUGAAGCCCGUGGAGAAGAAAAGCCCCGCCGAGAGGGCUCUGGAGCCGAAGGCGCCUCAGGUCCUGGGAGAGCCGAGGGCGGGUGAUGCAUCCCAGAAGGUCUCUGGGGGCUCCGAGGGGGGCGUCCGCGUCACCCUGACCCCUGUGCGAGUGGACAGGACGCCAGGCCCGGCCGGGGCCAGCCUCCUAGCUGCAUCUCCCUCCCCGUCCCAGUCCUGCCACAGGAAGCUGGCGGUCCCUGCCAGCCUGGACGUUUCUGGCAACUGGCUUCGGCCGGAGCCCUCGGGGAAGGAAGCCCCUGCCUGGAGCCGGAGGAAGGAGGAGAAAGCCCCUUCCCAGGGCGAACCAGGGAGGCCCUCGGGCCCGGCCAGCAUCCCUGUUCCGCCUGGCGACUCAGUGCCCUCCCCGGUCAGGCUGCACCCUGACCGCGUGCCCCAGGAGGAGAUCCGGCAGCAGGUGCAGGACAUCGAGAGGCAGCUGGACGCCCUGGAGCUCCGGGGUGUGGAGCUGGAGAAGCGCCUGCGUGUGGCCGAGGAGGACGCCUCGGAGGACGCCCUCAUGGCGGACUGGUUCCGGCUCAUCCACGAGAAGCAGCUGCUGCUGAGGCUGGAGUCCGAGCUGAUGUACAAGGCCAGGGACCAGCGCCUGGAGGAACAGCAGCUGGACAUCGAGGGGGAGCUGCGCCGGCUGAUGGCCAAGCCGGAGGGUCUGAAGUCCCCCCAGGACCGGCAGCGAGAGCAGGACCUGCUGAACCAGUACGUGAACACCGUCAACGACCGCAGUGACAUCAUCGACUUCCUGGAUGAGGACCGGCUCAGGGAGCAGGAGGAGGACGAGAUGCUGCAGAACAUGAUCCGGAAGCUGGACCUGCAGAGGGGUGGUGGGGACCAGAGGAAGAAGCCCAGGUUCCGCUUGUCCAGCCUCUGGCCCGUGAAGACUAAAAGCAGGAACCCCGAGUAGCCGCCUGGCGGGGCCCCAGGAACCCCGCGGGGUGUGGCGUGGCUGUGGGCGGCGGAGCCUGCAGCGCCCUCUCUGGGGGGCUGGGCAGCCUCAAUAAACAAACUGCC
Kogia breviceps (pygmy sperm whale) is the source of this 2851-nucleotide messenger RNA. RefSeq names its product MICAL like 2 (gene MICALL2). The record is from RefSeq and is a predicted model, not a curated record. Gene Ontology annotation, molecular function: protein binding. Lineage: Eukaryota; Metazoa; Chordata; Mammalia; Artiodactyla; Physeteridae.